Leptopilina heterotoma is the source of this 2369-nucleotide messenger RNA. Its product is annotated as sulfhydryl oxidase 2-like. The transcript has 3 exons. The record is from RefSeq and is a predicted model, not a curated record. NCBI's taxonomy places the organism in Eukaryota, Metazoa, Arthropoda, Insecta, Hymenoptera, Figitidae. Bases 52 to 1785 code for a protein of 577 amino acids. Gene Ontology annotation, biological process: protein folding. Gene Ontology annotation, cellular component: Golgi membrane. Gene Ontology annotation, molecular function: protein disulfide isomerase activity; flavin-dependent sulfhydryl oxidase activity.
AAAAAAAGUCAGUCAUUGUUAGCGAAACGUCAAUUCAAUAUAUAGGCGAAAAUGAAUUUAAAAAUAAUAAAACAUUUGAAUUUAAUUCUAUUUAUUCAAGCACUUUUCUUAUUGUUUGCUGCAAAAAAUGUAAAUUCAUUGUCCAAUAAUUCGUUGCUAUUACCAAGUAAUUACGAGGGAUUGUAUUAUCCAAGUGAUAAUGUAGUUAUUCUCAAUAUUUCCAAUUUUCAAUCAAGUGUGUACAAUUGCAAUUCAAGUUGGAUAGUUGAAUUUUAUUCUCAUUGGUGUGGACAUUGCAUUCGAUUUUCUCCAUUAUGGAAGACUGUUGGCAAAAACCUUCAAAAUUGGAACAAAGCUGUACAAAUAGCUGUGAUAGACUGUGCUGAUGAUGAAAACAGUCCUAUUUGUCGAGAUAAUCAUGUUAUAAGUUAUCCAACGUUGAAAUAUUUUUCUGCAAAUUCCAAACCAGGAACAUUUGGAUCUGAUGUAAAGGAUGUAAAGGAUGUUGCAGUUUUAGAAACAAUUAUUCUCAAUCUUGUUGAAGUUGAGGAACGGGCAGGUCGUGGUUCCUCAUGGCCAAAUAUUCUGCCAUACAGUGCGGAGGAUCUGAAGAAUAUCUGGAAAUCCGUAGCAGAAAAUGUGAAGUACAUAACUUUAGUAACUGAAUCUCCUGACUCAAUUAUAGGAACCAGUAUGAUUAUGAAUUUCCAAAACGUUAAGGAAUUACAUAUUGGAAGAGUAUUAGCCAACACUACAAACACCACCAUCACUCUAAGUUUUCUUCAGCGGGACAAAACUGAGACGACAUUAAAAAUAAACAAUGCCACAACUGACAUAAUUGAAAAAACAAUCAAAGACAAACUUGAAGCCCAAGGAGUGCACGUCGUGUUACCCGACACAAAGAAGGACACUGAAAUUAAAGAAGUGCCAACUAUUUCGAAAGAACAAAUGGCAAAUCUCGAGUAUGCUCAUAAAGCCGGAGAUGUUGUGUUUCAGCUCGAUAUAGAAAGAGCUCUCCGCUACUCCCUUAAUCAUGAGGUCGCCAUGUCUGAAAAUAUCGAUGGAGAAAAAAUGGAAGCUUUAAAGAAUUACAUAAACGUUCUUGUGUCUUACUUCCCAAAGAAAAACAACGGAAUCCGUUACUUGUUGAGUCUUAAAGAACUACUUAAAAAUCGAUCAUCCAUUACUGGCGAAAGUUUUCGUAAAUUUUCAACCGCUUUUGCAAAACAACUCUCUCCGGUUUUCACCGGCAAAGAUGAAUGGAUUGGUUGUCAGGGUAGUUUGAAUUUCCGCAGAGGAUUCCCCUGUGGAAUGUGGACAAUGUUUCACACAUUGACUGUCAAUUUUGCAAACAUGAACAACAUUCAGAAACAAGAUGAUCCCGCACAAGUUCUAAAGGCAAUGCAUGGUUAUAUUAAAAGUUUCUUUGGUUGUCGUUGGUGUAAAAAGCAUUUCGUCGAAAUGUCUGCUGAAAGACAUUUAUUUGACGUAAAAGGUUUUGACGAAAGUAUCCUUUGGCUUUGGAGAGCUCACAAUCAAGUCAAUAAAAGAUUAGCUGGCGAUGUGACCGAGGAUCCGAUGCAUAAGAAAAUUCAAUAUCCUACGGCAACUGAUUGUCCGUCCUGCAGAGAUGGCAAUGAUACUUGGAUAGAGAGCAACGUUCUGUCAUACUUGAAGAACAAGUACUCUUACAGUGCGAUCAAUUUUUAUGAAUCUGCUCUAAAAACAAAUAAUCUGCAUUAUAUAGGAAAAGAUGUACCAUAUUUGUAUUUUUCUCGUAAAUAGAGAAUCAGUGGAAGUCACUGAAAAAUGAGUGAGCUACUAAACGACAUUUCGUGCAUUGUACAUAAUUACUAGUAUGCAAAUUGAUUAAGUUUGAGUCCACACUUUGGAAAUAUUCCACUUUUGCUUACAUGUUGGAUUUCUUUCUUCUUUUUGUCAACAAUUCGGACAAAAUGUCAAAUAAUUAUAAACUUUUCUAUUUUUUAUAUUAUUUGUGUUGUAAUUUCUUAAACUCUUAUUAUAAAAUGAAUCAAUUUAAUUUACUCGCCAAAAAAGAUUCAACUUUGCACGAAAACAUUAGCUCACUUAUUCUCUUAAUAACAUGUGGUAGAAAUUCAUUUGUAUUUUUAUAAGUUGCAAUAUGUCAAGAUCAACUAUUAAUUUUACUGUUUGUAAAAAAUUUUAAAUUUGAUUUCAAUAUAGGAAUACGAAAUGUCGUUUCGUCACUGGCACAUUAAUUUGUUCAACAUCAUCGAUGGAAAAUCCGCAGAAAUUGAAAGUUGUUAAAAUAUAUAUUGUUAAAAAAAAUAUUACUUCUACAAAUUGUUACUUAUUUAAAGUGAUAUAAUAAAGAAAAAUAAAUCAAA